Molecule: messenger RNA, 5603 nt
Organism: Antechinus flavipes (yellow-footed antechinus)
Lineage: Eukaryota; Metazoa; Chordata; Mammalia; Dasyuromorphia; Dasyuridae
Gene: MBOAT2
Product: membrane bound O-acyltransferase domain containing 2
Exons: 13
Coding region: 737-2302 (521 amino acids)
Biological process (GO): lipid modification
Cellular component (GO): membrane
Molecular function (GO): acyltransferase activity
Source: RefSeq, a predicted model, not a curated record
ACUUUAUUUAUUGUUUUGGGGGGAUUGUUAGGCAAAAGGGCCCAAGGACAUCUUUCACAUCCCAGAGUCCACCACCCCCUUCACGCUCCAGCUUUCGCUUGGGUAAAGGGAGCGCGACGUGUGUGGGGGGUGUGUGGAGGGGAGAGGGAGUGAAUGCAUCCCCACACCCAGACGCUUCCCCCCCCUUAUUGGUUAGCGCCCUCUGAUUGGCUGAGGGGGUCUGCACGUUGCGCUGGGAUUGGGCAGCGGGGCUGUCCGGCGCGUGAGUGUAGCAGCUGGGGAAGGGGCGUUGGCAGACUUGGGAGGUUUUUUCUUCGGCGGUGUCUGAAAGGGAGGAGGGCCCGAGCAGCCGGGCAGCCUGAGCCCGGUCUGACCGGGUCGGGUCGGACCGGAGGCUGUGUGGAUGACCGGGGAGGUGGGGUCUGAGGCGGGGCGGAGUCCGGGAGCAGCGGCAGCGGCGGUCCCGAGAGGAGGGACGUGCCUGGUCACCGCCCCCUCCUCCUCUUCUUUCCCCCCCUCCUCCCGCGAGCUGCGAAAGGGGCCAGAGAGGCGGCAGCGGCAGCAGCGGCAGCAGUAGCAGCGGCGGCGGCCGGCAGCUUCAUUCCCAUCGUCCUCCUCCUCCUCCUAUUCUUCCUCCGCCAGUGAGGCUUUCUCCGCCUUGGGAGCGGGCUCACCUAGGGAGCGAGCGAGGGGGCAGACAGGAGGGCGGGCGGGCUGGGGAGAGGAGGCUUCGGCCAUGGCUACUACCACCAGCACCACCGGCUCCACCCUGCUGCAGCCCCUCAGCAACGCGGUGCAGCUGCCCAUAGACCAGGUCAACUUCGUAGUGUGCCAACUCUUUGCCUUGCUAGCAGCUGUUUGGUUUCGAAUUUAUCUACAUUCAAGCAAAACUAGUUCUUUUAUAAGACAUGUUGUUGCCACCCUUUUGGGCCUUUAUCUUUCACUUUUUUGCUUUGGUUGGUAUGCCUUACAUUUUCUUGUACAAAGUGGAAUUUCAUAUUAUAUCAUGAUCAUAAUAGGAGUUGAAAAUAUGCACAAAUAUUGUUUUGUGUUUGCUUUGGGAUACCUUACAGUGUGCCAAAUUACCAGAGUCUAUAUCUUCGAUUAUGGACAAUAUUCUGCUGAUUUUUCAGGACCAAUGAUGAUAAUUACACAGAAGAUCACUAGUUUGGCUUAUGAGAUUCACGAUGGUAUGUUUCGAAAAGAAGAAGAACUAACUCCAUCACAGAGAGGUUUGGCUGUAAGACGCAUGCCAAGUCUACUGGAGUAUUUAAGUUACAACUGUAAUUUCAUGGGUAUCCUGGCAGGCCCAUUAUGCUCUUACAAAGACUAUAUUACUUUCAUUGAAGGCAGAUCAUACCAACUGACACAGUCUGAAGCAAAUGGAAAAGAAGAGAUACAAUAUGAAAAAACAGAACCUUCUCCAAAUGUUGCAGUACUGCAGAAGCUCUUAGUCUGUGGGCUUUCCUUAUUAUUUCACUUGACUGUCUCCAAAUCAUUACCUGUAGAAUACAACAUCGAUGAUCAUUUUCAAGCUACAGCUUCACUUCCAACAAAGGUUAUCUAUUUGUAUGUCUCACUUAUGGCUGCCAGACCCAAAUAUUAUUUUGCAUGGACUUUAGCUGAUGCUAUUAAUAAUGCAGCUGGAUUUGGUUUUAAGGGCUAUGAUAAAAAUGGACAAGAAUGUUGGGAUUUAAUUUCCAAUUUGAGAAUCCAACAAAUAGAGUUUUCAACAAGUUUUAAAAUGUUUCUUGAUAAUUGGAAUAUUCAGACAGCUCUUUGGCUUAAAAGGGUCUGUUAUGAGAGAGCCUCCUUUAGUCCAACCAUUCAGACUUUCAUCCUUUCAGCCAUUUGGCAUGGUGUAUAUCCAGGAUAUUACUUAACAUUUUUAACAGGGAUGGUAAUGACAUUAGCAGCACGAACUAUGAGAAAUAAUAUUAGACAUUACUUUAUUGAACCUCCGGAGGUUAAAUUAUUUUAUGAUGUCAUAACAUGGAUGGCAACUCAAGUAGCAAUAAGUUACACAGUGGUACCAUUUGUACUUCUCUCUAUAAAACCCUCUAUUUUAUUUUUCAGCUCCUGGUAUUAUUGCCUUCACAUUACUGGCAUCUUGGUAGUGAUCUUGUUGCCAGGGAAAAAAACUAACAGAGGAAAGAAAAUACAGCAAGAAGACCACCUCUCACAAUCCAAAAAAGUAGAGGAAGAACAAAGUCUUUUGGGACAGAACAGUUAUUUAGCAACAAAUAACAUCCGCAGUCAGCAGAAAAAAGUAACUCCCAGAUAUUCAGCACUAAAACAAUGAUGGAGAGAAUAUUAAGCUGGCUAUUUUUCAUGUCUUCAGAAAACAGUUUUAGCACCUUUUACAGAGGUUUGUAUUCAACUGAAACAAAAUUAAGUGACAAAAUGGACAUAUAUAAAUAUAAAUAUAUACAUAUAUAUAUAUAUAGGGAAUAUCUUGUAUAAUAAAUAGACUGCAAAUAGAGUGAAUUAACCCCUCCUGUGCCAUGUCCCUGUGGGUCAUGCCUUAUAUGAAAAUAUUUCUAUAAUUUCAAUGGGCACUCAGGACUUCAACGUAUGUCCAUAGGGUCAUAUGGGUGCCCUUUGAUGAAUGUACGUUGUGUAUCCUAAGGCACAGAGGGGGGGUAGAAACAAUUGUGUCAAUCUAGAUGAAGAGAGGGAAAUUUAACUUUUCCAGAUAAAUGCUUUGCCUUAAAACCCUCUAUUUACUGAAAUAAUUGUUUCUAAAUGGUAUUUUCAUGUUUAAUAUUUGUGUAAAAAGAUGAUUUCAGAUAUUUAAUGUUAAAUGCAGUAAAGGAAAUUAGAAGAGAGAAUUUUCAUCAGAAUGUUGAAAAUGGUUUGUAAAAUGCAAUAAACAUCUCAGUAUUUCGAGGGUUUUCUUAAAAUUAUCUCAAAACAACUUACGUAAAUUGCAGAGUUGUAAACAUUACCAAUGCCAAACUAUAAGUAGCCUAGAUUGGCUGAUUUUAAUUAUAUUGUAUCAGUCAGAUUGAACCCUUCUUAGAAUAUUUUUCUUAGACAUAUAAUUUAAAUAUGGAAAAUCUGAUAUUUUAAGUUUUUUUUUUUAGCUUUUUUUAAAAAAAAAGAAAACAGUAAGUGGACCUUGCAAUUAGAGACAAGUUGGCAAUCAUAGGACCCAGAUCAAUAAAUUGCAAGUACGUACCAGGUGCUCAGCAGAAGUGCUACUUACCCCCUAACAUGUCUGAAUUUAUGUUAUUAUUGUGUUUAGAAUAUUCACAGAUUUAAUAACUAAAUUUCUUUAGAAUUUUUAAAGUAAAGCUUAUCAGGCAUAAAAACCUAUAGAAUUAGGAAUAGAUUAUUAAAUGAUAUAACUAAAACAGGAUCAUGGAAGUAAGUAAAACAUUUUCACUGGGUUAAAUAUAAAAGCAGGUUACCUUAGGCUAAUUAGUGAACUGUUUAGCCUCUGAAAUAUAACAGCCUAAUUCAUGUUUUGAAAAAUUUAAGGGGAUUUAGAUGACUGUUGGUAGAAAAGAUAAACCACAUCUUUAGAAAACCUUAUACAAAGAGUAAUAUUUAGAAUUAUUAGAUGUUGUAUAAAGUAUUGUCAUUUAGCACCAUUUAAUUGGAAAUUCUCUAAGUACAAAAGUAUGUUUUUAUUUUUAUUUUGGACCAUUUUCAUGUGCUUCCCUUAAAUACUACAACAUUGUCAUUAUUCCCAAAAGCCACAUAAUUCUUUUGCAUUAAUUUGCUCUUGGUUGUGACUAAGAAAGAGCACAGAAUUAUCAAUUUUGUACAAGGACAUUUGGCAGGAACCAUCACAAAACCAUUCAGGUUCCCUAAAUCUUGUGAUAACAGGGCUCCUAGUAUAUGGAACUGCUGAAAAAAGGAAGAAAGAUGUGUUUUCAUUUUUUUCCUGAUAUUUUAUUUUGCCUUAUUUUUAUUAAAUGCAAACUUUUUACAUUCACCAAUUCCUUUUUGAUAGAUUAUCAUGUACAAAUUAUGAUUAACAAAUUGAGUUAAGGGCAAAACAGCCUAAUAAUGUGGGAAUGUAUGAAGUAGUGCUGGAUUUUGUAGAGGGUUUUUUUUUUUUUUCAAAAAAGCAAAGAAAGCUAAGAUACCUGCCAUUCAGCAGGGUCCUAAUCAGCAAAAAUGUAGAACUGCCUUUUUUUUUUUUUUUUUUUUUUUGAGCCUUAGAAAAAUAUCAUAGACUGCCUUGGCUCAGUCUUUGUUGAAGCCUCUUGUUUCACACCUGUCUGGAAAUGUAGGUGGGGCUGGCCCUCUCCUAAGAAUUUUCCAGGAAGAAAUGGAAAGUGAAAGCAUAUUGAAAUUAAGAUACACAAAUAAUGAGAGGACAGAAAUGAAUGUACACAGAAAGAACAGUUAAAUUUGUUGGCAGAAAAGUUUUCCCUUAUUGAUGAGUAUGGCAGAAAACCUAAGAACUUUUAAGAAGAAUUAUUAGAGUAUUGGUUUUAUCUAGACCUUUCUGGCUAGUGGAAAGCAACAAGCCUUGUAUCUAAAUAGGGAGCAGAAGGAAGCUCAAAUCCUCUUCUUUUUAUUUGUCUGCCUUGCCCUUAAGGAAAUAAUAAAUAAUCAGCAUCCAUUUUAGUUUGACAUAAUUUGUUUGCAGACUCUGGAAGAUUACCUAACCAAGCUGCUCAUUUUACAGGUGAACAAACUGAGGCCCAGAAAUGUAACAUGAUUUACAAAAUGUGAUUUACAAAGCUGGUGAACCUGUAGAACCAGAACUGUAUUUCCAAUUGAAUCCUCUUUCCAUCCCAUAUGUUUCCUCCCUCAUUUUAGUAGGCUGCUGUUUUAUGAGGUUCAGUGGUCAUCAUCUGUCUAUAUUAUUAAAGUGAAAAUCUUUUUCAUUCACUCAAUUCCUGCCAAAUUAAAUAAUUAUUUUUCCUCUGGUCCAGGACAGAUUAUAGCAUAGGCCUUUGCUUCAGAAAGAUCAGUGGACUUAACUGGUUUCUAGCUUCUAUCUUGGUUUCUAGCUGAAAAGAGUAUUUCAUUCUCUGUCAAAAUAGAAGAGCACUAAUGCCAUAGGUAUCCCCAUUACAGGGUCUGGCUCUUGAUAAGCAAAUAUAACUAAAUACUUGGUGAUUAAUUAUUUGUGAAAUGUUAUAAAGAUUAAUGUGUUGACUGUUUCUUUUGGAGGAUUAUACUCUAAUGGGCACUUGCUUUAAAAAAUAAUUUUAACAAUAGUGCAGCUAGAUUUUAUUUUUUCACUUCUUAAACUGGCAUUAGUGAAUUAUAUACAUAAUUUUUACUUUGUGAUGAUUAUAUACAAAAUAUGUAAAAUGCAUAGUUUAAAUUUGAGGAUUUUAGAUCUUUAACUAUGCUUUAACUAUUCUUACUGUUCUCUCCUUGUUUUUAUUUUUAUCAUACAGUUAAUUUCUAUUGUAAUUUAAAUAAGUAAUCAAUAUUGAUUAAAAUCACUAAAAAAUCCAUCACUAUUUUAUACAGUUCAGUUCUCUAAUUUUGAAAUAAACAUCUUCUUUGGAAUGAAGGAUAAUAGAAAAAAUAGAUGUGUCUGACAAAGAACAUGUCCCUUCAUUUCAUGCCAUCAAGAUUUAGGUUUUUUUUAAUUGUCUUAUGGUCCGGUGUGUGUGUGUGUGUGUGUG